Parastagonospora nodorum SN15 is the source of this 798-nucleotide messenger RNA. RefSeq lists its product as hypothetical. The record is from RefSeq and is a predicted model, not a curated record. The transcript has 2 exons. Gene Ontology annotation, molecular function: protein binding. Lineage: Eukaryota; Fungi; Ascomycota; Dothideomycetes; Pleosporales; Phaeosphaeriaceae. Gene Ontology annotation, cellular component: cytoplasm; nucleus. Gene Ontology annotation, biological process: proteasome regulatory particle assembly. The coding region runs from base 1 to 798 and encodes 265 amino acids.
AUGGACGACCUUCACACGCCCACCGUAGCUUCAGGCCCGACGUCGGGUGGCUACUCCAAUGGCGUGUCCAAGGACCAGCUGUCGUUGCAGGAGCUCAUCGCAGAGAAGGACAGGCUUGAGACGGAGCUCAAAGCACUCGGGCAGGUCUUGGACUCAGUCAGUGCCUGGAUGCAAUGUACAUGUGUAGUGCUCAAGCUGAUGUAUUCUGUAGCAUGGCGUGAACAUGAACACGGGCCUCACCACCUUCGACGGCUUCCCGCGCAGCGACAUCGACGUGCCCCAGAGUAUGCGCCACCCAGCGACACGGCGCAGCUAUCGCUGACCAGCGGAAUAGUUCGGACCACGCGCGCGCGCAUCAUUCGCCUGAAGAACGACUACAAAGACCUCAUGUCGCGCAUCGAGAAGGGCCUCCACGAGCACCAUGCGCGUCUGGCAGAGCAAGCGCAGAGCGAUCCAGAGGGGGCAGCUAGGGCACAGGCAUCGUUCGAGGCAACACCAGCAGCGCUCGAGGCGCCAUUCGCAAAGGUGAACAGCGUUGUCGCAGACAGCCCCGCCGAGCUGGCAGGUCUGCGAGUCGGAGACACCAUCACCAAGUUUGGCUGGGUCGACUGGACGAACCACGAGAGGCUGUCUCGGGUGGCAGAAGCUGUCUCGCAGAACGAAGGGCUCCCGAUUGCAGUCAAGGCACUGCGCCCGACCGCCUCAGGCGGACCAGCGGAGACGGUGCAGAUGACGCUGACGCCACGGAGGAACUGGGGCGGGCGCGGAAUGCUGGGCUGCCAUCUGUUGCCGCUGUAG